AUGCAGACAGGUGUGCAGGAGUCUGAUUCGCCUGUGAAGAAACUAAGUCGGCCAAUCAGAGAGAGCAGUGCCGAUGACCAGCCAACCAGAAAAGAGCAGGUGGCCAAAGACGGAGGGGGCCCUGCAGUACAGGCCACGAAGGAUAAAAUCCAGGAGAGCGACGAUGACUGCAACUUCUCCUCGGAUGAAAGCGGCGAGGAAGAAGGUUCCCGUUUUGAGCUUCGACUCGAUCCGUCGGAUGAAAGCGGUGAGGACAGUGAGGAAGAACAUCGCCAUUUUGAACUUCGCCUCGAUCCCGCUGAGGAUGUUUGUGAUGAAAACGCGGAGAACAUUGCGCCUGCAAAGAAAAAAGCACGACGUCUGCCCAGUCGGCAGCCGCUGUCAUGGAAGACGGAGAGUGACGGCGAUGCCGCUCCACCAACACUGCGGUUUCUUCCUAAGAGGAAGCCUGGUGUGCAGCUGAGCACAGGGGACAGCCACACUCCUCUGGACCUCUUCAAGUUGUUCUUUUCGGAGGAGGCUGUGGAAACCCUCUGCCGGAACACCAACAAACAAGCCGCCAGGAACGCAGCCGGAGGGGCAAAGUACAAGUGGUUGGAUGUUGGAGUCUCUGAAUUUUACAGCUACAUUGGACUGAUAUUCUACAUGGCCACGAUCAAGCGGGAUCACAUCACUGACUACUGGAGGAAAAACAGCAUCUUUUCCAUCCCUUUCCCGUCACAGGUGAUGUCAAGGGACAGAUACCGGACCAUAUCCUGGAACGUCCACAUGAGUGACCCGGACGAGGACAGAGCGAAUGAUGCCAAGAGGGGGACAUCAGAGCAUGACAGACUGUUCCGGGUCAAACCCCUCAUGUGCACGAUUCAGACCGCCUGCAAGGCGUUCUAUCAUCCCCGUAGGAGUCUUGCUGUGGGUGAACGUAUGGUGCCUUGCAAAGGAUAUGCCGACAUGACAGAGCACACGACAGACAAACCGACCAAGUUGGGUUUCAAGUUGUUUGUGCUGGCAGACUCCAGCAAUGGGUACACUGUAGACUUCUCUGUAUACAGUGGAAGGAAGAAGUUCCCCACAGGCCAGGGGCUCUCUUAUGACUCUGUCAUGUCACUGGUUGACAGAAGGUAUUUGGGGUCUGGAUACCAUGUGUACACGGACAGUUUCUAUACAAGCCCAAAGCUUUUCAGGGACUUGUUUGCUUGUAAGUUUGGUGCUUGUGGAGCAUACAGAGAGUCCAGGAGGGACUGUCCACGCAGUUCCGUCAACGCGCUGACAGAGAAGUCUCCUAGAGGAACGUACCGCUGGAUAAGGGAUGGCCCUCUCCUCUUUGUGAAGUGGAUGGACACACGAGAGGUGUCUGUCUGCUCCACCAUCCAUACAGCCUACGCUGGGGAUGCAGUACGGAGAAAAGUGAAAUGCAAACAGGGCGUCUGGACCACAAAGUCCUUUCCGUGUCCCUCACCAGUGGUGGAAUACAACAAGCUCAUGGGAGGUGUGGAUUUGUCAGAACAGCUGAUCCAGUAUCACGCAGCACAACACAAAACCUUGAAGUGGUACAGGAAACUCUUUCUUCACUUCUUGGACAUCGCUGCGACCAACGCCUACAUUCUCCACAAAGAACUCCAGCAACAGGACAGCAUGACCCCCAAGGCCUUCAUGGAGGAGCUGACCGCACAGCUGUGCGGUGUGACGCAGAAGAGGCAGAAGACCCCUGUAAAGAAGGCCAGUUGUGUUCAUGUGCCCGUUCCUGGGGCUGAGGUGGUCGCUGACAGCAGGACGAGGGCUUCCGCCGGCCGCAGGACCUGUGCGUAUUGCAGGGGGGAAAGGGGAAAGAACACAAAAACACCUUGGAAGUGCAAAGCAUGUGAUGUCUACCUUUGUCUUCAGCCAGACAGAAACUGUUUUGAAGCUUGGCAUCCUGAUCAGGACUGA
Chanos chanos (milkfish) is the source of this 1926-nucleotide messenger RNA. RefSeq names its product piggyBac transposable element-derived protein 4-like. Lineage: Eukaryota; Metazoa; Chordata; Actinopteri; Gonorynchiformes; Chanidae. The transcript has 3 exons. The record is from RefSeq and is a predicted model, not a curated record. The coding region runs from base 1 to 1926 and encodes 641 amino acids.